Molecule: messenger RNA, 795 nt
Organism: Psilocybe cubensis
Lineage: Eukaryota; Fungi; Basidiomycota; Agaricomycetes; Agaricales; Agrocybaceae
Product: putative hemerythrin-like protein
Exons: 4
Coding region: 1-795 (264 amino acids)
Source: RefSeq, a predicted model, not a curated record
AUGUCUUGGCUCUAUUGGUCCGCGUAUAAACGCCUCGAAGACUACAUAAAGUUGCUCUCAUUAAUCGCUGUCAUGUAUAUUCGUCUCUCUUCUUCAUUCCGUCUAAGUGGAGCUUUCGCACAACCAUCGCGGCUUUACCUCAAACCAUCCCUCAACAAAUUCUCUCUUCGAGCUUUUGCAACAGUAAUGUCUAAGUAUCAAAUCACAAACCACGUCGGCGGUGCCCUCAUCGACGCUGUCGCUGACGACCACCAAGAGAUGUACACCUAUUACGACCAAUAUGUUAAGAGCACCGGCGAUGUGGAUGCUCAGGAACGUUGGGCCAAUCAGUUCACUUGGGAAGUCGCUCGUCAUGCAGUUGGAGAGGAAUUAGUCAUCUAUCCUCUCAUGGAAAAACAUCUCGGUGAAAAGGGAAAGCAACUGGCAGACAAUGACAGAUCUGACCACCAGGAAGUCAAGAACCUAUUAUACCAACUCGAAUCGCUCAAACCAGGAACAUCCCAACAUGCGGACCUUCUCAAAAACAUCGUUGAUCACCUGAAGCCACACAAUGAUAGCGAGGAGCAAGAAGACCUUCCUCUUUUGCAGAAAGCCAUCGGCGAACAAGGCUCACAGGAUGCGGCCGCUAGUUUCAAGCGGACCAAGAAGUUUGUCCCUACUCGAUCCCACCCAAGUGCCCCUGAUCAGCCACCAUUUGAGACAUUGGCUGGUCUCAUGGCCGCUCCGAUUGACAAGCUGAAGGACAUGUUCACCAAAUUCCCUACAGAGGAACAGAAAGCGUCAGUCAAGAACUGA